Molecule: messenger RNA, 1520 nt
Organism: Marmota monax (woodchuck)
Lineage: Eukaryota; Metazoa; Chordata; Mammalia; Rodentia; Sciuridae
Gene: Cirbp
Product: cold inducible RNA binding protein
Exons: 7
Coding region: 146-664 (172 amino acids)
Biological process (GO): positive regulation of mRNA splicing, via spliceosome
Cellular component (GO): spliceosomal complex
Molecular function (GO): RNA binding
Source: RefSeq, a predicted model, not a curated record
GCCAUGGGAAUGGGAGUUGCCACUUCCCGCGGCCGAGGGCGUUGGGGCCCUACCCGGGAGUCGUGACUCCAGCCCCACCCGCGGCUGCCCAGCCUUGGGAGGGCAGAGAACUGGCGCUCUCCGGUGUCACUGGGAGCAGGCCGCCAUGGCGUCCGACGAAGGCAAACUUUUCGUGGGCGGGCUCAGUUUUGACACCAACGAGCAGUCGCUGGAGCAGGUCUUCUCCAAGUACGGACAGAUCUCGGAAGUGGUGGUGGUGAAAGACAGGGAGACCCAGCGAUCGCGAGGCUUUGGUUUUGUCACCUUUGAGAACAUCGAUGAUGCCAAGGACGCCAUGAUGGCCAUGAAUGGGAAGUCUGUGGACGGGCGGCAGAUCCGAGUUGACCAGGCUGGCAAGUCAUCCGACAAUCGAUCCCGAGGGUACCGAGGUGGCUCUACUGGAGGCCGGGGCUUCUUCCGUGGGGGCCGGGGCCGGGGCCGUGGGUUCUCCAGAGGGGGAGGGGACCGAGGCUAUGGGGGUGGCAGGUUUGAGUCCCGGAGUGGGGGCUACGGAGGCUCCAGAGACUACUACAGCAGUCGGAGUCAGGGUGGUGGCUACGGUGACCGGAGCUCAGGUGGUUCCUACAGAGACAGCUAUGACAGUUACGCUACACACAACGAGUAAAAAUCCUUCCUGCUCAAGAUCGUCCUUCCAAUGGCUGUGUAUUUAAAGAUUUUGGGAGCUUCGCUGAAUCGUUAAUGUGUAGUGAACACACCUCCUUGUAUGCCCACUUUUGUAGUCAUUUCAGUUCUGAUCUUGUCAACCCAGCCUGACUGCUUCUGACCCCCAAGAUGGCCUCAUUACUAGACUUUUCUUUUUUAAGGAAGCGCUGUCCGUUUUUAAAGGUUUUAAAAACGUUUUGAAAAGCACUUCAGAUUUUAUUUUUUACCAUGAGCCAUGGGUUUUUAAAAAACACUUGCAGGGGUUGUGUGGUUUUUGUUUUUGCAGUGCUGGGGUUGGAACCCAGAGCCUCAUGCAUGCAAAGCAAGUGCUCUACCACUGAGCCACACCCCAGCCCUGUUGUGUGGGUUGUUGGUUACUGGUUUUUUUGGUUUUGGAUUUUUUUGGUUGUGUUGCUUUUUUUGUUUCUUUUUAGUGGGGUCACCCGGCGAAGUUGGGUGCCCCAUCACUUCUCUGAGAUCACGUGGACUCUGACUCCGCUCUCUGUCGGAAGCUGAGCAAGCUGAGGCUUUUCCAACUCUGUGUAACGUUUCUGAGUGUAGCGUGAUAGGACACUGCCCCGGGCGGCUGCACAGGCUGCCCUGGAGCCCCGCCUGCACGCUCAUCUGUGCUGUGUGCGCCCCACAGUAGAGGUGCAGAUGUCCCUGCAGAGGUUCUUGAAGAUGUUUAUUUAUAUUGUCCUUUUUUACUGGAAGACGUAUGCAUACUCCAUCGAUGUUGUAUUUGCAGUGGCUAAGGAAUUCUUGUACGCAGUUUUCUUUGGCUUUACGAAGCCGAUUAAAAGACCGUGUGAAACGAA